This is a messenger RNA of Dicrocoelium dendriticum, 381 nucleotides long. The record is from the annotation of a GenBank genome assembly. Lineage: Eukaryota; Metazoa; Platyhelminthes; Trematoda; Plagiorchiida; Dicrocoeliidae.
AUGUCUUCUUUCCAUACGAAGUCGAUCGAACGGAUAUUGAAUCCCGUCGCCCAACAGGUUUCUAAGCUAAUAUUACUAUUUGAAGAUGCCGGAGUUGGAACAGAGAUACCUGAUCUAAAGCAUCGGGUUGGAGUCGUUAAACAGGCCGUUGAUAACCUGAUCAAAGUCGGACACGAAACCAUUUUAUCUAGUGAUGACGAUAUCCUGCGUAGAGAUAUGCCACCAUCUUUGAAGCGAGUUGAAAGUGCUUCAGUUCUUCUGCAAGAGGCGGUUAUGCUUCUUCAAGUCGACUCAGGCUCUGAGGCCGCAAGAAAAAAACUAAUUGAAGGAUCUCGAGGGUACAUCAUCCGUGUUGCUGACCUUCGACAUGUCCGAAGUUAG